CGUAAGAAACAAGUAAUGCAACUCUUGUCCCCAACCCCUUUCACCAUUUAUUGCUAUAAAAUGUACCCUCUCCUACCAUUUUUUCCAAUAUAAUUCCUUCAAUUCAAUCUUAAUUGCCUCAAAUUCAUUAUAAUAAGAUCAUAUCCCAACAAUAUAUUCUUCCCUUCUUCCACAUCAUAAAUAAUGUCCCAAACACCAAACCUCAGAUCAAGAACAUCGACAUCGUCUGCCCCUCAAGCAGCAGACGACGAACGAGCAGCCAAAAACUCGGAACCACCUCGAAGACUCGAGGUGGUUCCAGAGUCUUUGCCACCUCCGUCGUUGCCGCAGCGUGCCCUGGAGAGCACGGCAAACCUCGCCAACCUCCUCCCGACAGGCACGCUGCUGGCAUUCCAGCUCCUCACCCCAAUCUUCACCCACAACGGGUCGUGCGAUGCCGCCACGCGGCCCCUCACCCUCGCCCUCCUCUCGGCCCUCGCCCUGUCGUGCUUCCUCGCCAGCUUCACCGACAGCGUGAGGGCCCCGGCGGGAGGGAGGGUUUACUACGGCAUCGCGACUCCGAGAGGGAUGCGGAUGUUCGACGCUCCCGCGGCGGCGGCGGCCGGAAUAACCGCGAAGGACUUGGAGAGGUACAGGGUGGGGUUGGUCGACUACGUCCACGCCGUUCUGUCCGUUCUGGUGUUUCGGCUACCGCCUUGAGGGACAAGAACGUCGUGGACUGUCUCUACCCGAGAGCGGGCGUGGAGACUAGGGAGGUGUUGGACAUUGUCCCCAUCGGAAUCGGACUCCUCUCUAGUCUUCUAUUUAUUGCCUUCCCCACAAGGAGACAUGGAAUUGGAUUCCCCGUUACGUCUGGGGGCAUACCAGAAAAAGAUUACUAGCUGAUGACUGCCGU
Molecule: messenger RNA, 895 nt
Organism: Cuscuta campestris
Lineage: Eukaryota; Viridiplantae; Streptophyta; Magnoliopsida; Solanales; Convolvulaceae
Source: the annotation of a GenBank genome assembly